Molecule: messenger RNA, 4339 nt
Organism: Rana temporaria (common frog)
Lineage: Eukaryota; Metazoa; Chordata; Amphibia; Anura; Ranidae
Gene: PDGFRA
Product: platelet derived growth factor receptor alpha
Exons: 23
Coding region: 853-4128 (1091 amino acids)
Biological process (GO): embryonic cranial skeleton morphogenesis; platelet-derived growth factor receptor signaling pathway; multicellular organism development
Cellular component (GO): signaling receptor complex
Molecular function (GO): platelet-derived growth factor binding; ATP binding; platelet-derived growth factor alpha-receptor activity
Source: RefSeq, a predicted model, not a curated record
UCCCUGCAAUCAUAAUUUUGCUUGAUGACAUCAUAAUAGCUCCUUAAAUGUGUCAGAACCCAUAACUGCAAGUGGUAGACAACUUUUUUUUUGGGGAGGUGUUGACAUCCUCCAUCUUAUUUGACCAAUGAGGCGAUAUAAUUGGCAUCUGGGUUGUAUUAGGCAGUUAUAAAGUUUAUGGUGGCUUCGGGUAGGGCACUGUGUAAAACCCAUAAUACUGAUUAUACUGUGAAGUGCCAUUGGGUAUGUAGAUUGCUCUCAGAAGUCAGUUUUCCAGAGUCCAGGAAUAGUUUGGCAGCUGCUCUUGGACUUGUAUGAGCUUAUGGUUGUUUGGGAUGGAUGUGAAUUGAUGUUGGUGGACAUUUCUCCUUCAAGUCUACUUUGGGAACUUCCUAAGGAUGUGGAGCAAGCAAACGGUUGCCACCAUGAUGGUCUCCUGCACCAUGGAUGUACAAAGAAGGAUUGCCUUACUGGAGAUGAUUUCAUGCUGGUGAAGGUCUGAGGAAGGACUACAUUUGUGCGCCUGGGGCUCCUUUGGAUGGUUCUUCUUUAAGGAUUGCUUGUAUUUUUCCUCUGGGGCACCAGCAAUUCACAGCUAAUGACAACCACAUUGAGAAGGGGGAAGGCUCCUCCACAGUUUUGGAACGUGGAUUUCUGGAAAUGAGAGCUGGAUUCCGGGGCUCGCUCAGGAUUUGGGAAUUGUUAUCCAAGUGCACCGACAUCAAUGUUCAAAUUGUAUGAUCUCAUUUCAAUUAUAUUUCUGAAAACGCUCAGAUAACACGGAUUACUUAAUAAUAUUUGGAAUUCUUGGGUAUACCUUGAAAAAUAGAACGGAAGAGUGUUUCCGGAAAAAUGGCGUGUGCCCUAAGGACAUCCCUAAUUUUGGGAUGCUUCCUACUUAUUGCUCCAUUGUAUUCUUAUGGUACGAACCCCUUGCCGAUGCUCUUUCCAGAAAAGGAAGAGAUGGUAGAACAGUUACACAAUUCCUUUUUAAUACGCUGCAGUGGUGAGAGUGAGCUGAACUGGCAUUAUCCCACAAAGGAGGAUGGUGAUGACAAUCUAGACAUCCGACAUGAAGAAAACAACAGCGGACUCUUUGAGUCAGUGCUAGAAGUGAAGAACACAUCUGCAUAUCACACAGGAGUUUACACCUGUUAUUACAAUCAAACCCAGACAGAUGACUAUGAGAUUGAAGGCAUGGACAUGUAUAUUUAUGUUCCAGAUCCCACAGUUCCCUUUGUUCCAUCUGCUAUGCUUGACCACAUUAUUGUAGUGGAAGAAGAUGAAUCUGCUAUCAUUCCUUGUCGGACAACUGAUCCCAACAGCCAAGUGACACUGAGAAACAAAGAUAUGGAAAAGAAUGUCAAUGCCUUCUAUGACAGCAAGCAAGGUUUUGUUGGCAAUUUCAUAUCAGGUGUCUACAUUUGUGAAACCAUGGUAAAUGGGGUGCUCUUCAAAACCGAUGAUUACAACUUACAGACAUGGAAAGCCAAUAUAAACAUUAGCGUGGAAAUGCAAGCCCCAAAAACAGUUUUCAGAACGGGUGAAACCAUCAUUAUUUCUUGCAUCGUCCUAGAUAAUGAGGUGGUUGACCUGCAGUGGAAUUACCCAGGAAAGCAGAGAAAAACUGGCACUAUAAAAGUUGAAGAAAGCAAGAAGCCUCUGAUAAGACUGGAAUAUACACUGACCAUCCCAAAUGUUACAGAAAAGGAUUCUGGGGAAUAUGAAUGUGCAGUCAUUCCUGCUACAGGAGAAGACAAAGAAGUACAGAAAGUUAAUGUUACAGUUCAUGAAAAAGGAUUUGUAACACUAAACCCUAAGUUUAGACUGCUGGAAUUUGCAAAUCUCCAUGAAGUAAAAGCUUUUUCUGUGGAGGUGGAGGCGUACCCAGCACCAACGGUUUUAUGGUUAAAGGACAAUGCCACCCUCAACGACAGCAUGACAGAGAUCACCAUGAGCAUCUUCAGGAGCGAGGAAGCUAAAUAUUCAAGUAGAUUGAACCUCAUCCGUGUCAAAGAGGAGGAUGGCGGUGUGUACACACUUGUAGUUCAGAAUGACGCAGAAACUAAAACAACUUCAUUUGAGCUGCAAAUUAAAGUCCCUGCUUUGAUAUUACAACUAGUGGAUGAUCACCAUGGCUCAUCUGGUCAGCAAACCGUGGAGUGUCUAGCUAAAGGAAUGCCCAUUCCAGAUGUGGAAUGGUUGGUUUGCAGGGAUAUAAAAAGGUGUAAUAAUGACAGCUCCUGGUCUGUUUUGGUAACCAAUGGUACAGAAAUCAGCAUCGAGACUCAUCAAGACAAUGAGAACACAGUGGAGAGUCAAGUGAUUUUCAAGAAGGUGGAGGAGACUGUAGCAAUCCGGUGUAUAGCAAAGAAUGAUCUCGGGGUUGUUGCAAGAGAGCUGAAAUUGGUUGCUCCUACCCUACGCUCAGAACUGACAGUGGCAGCUGCGGUGCUCGUUCUCCUUGUGAUUGUUAUCAUAUCACUCAUAGUCCUAGUCAUCAUAUGGAAGCAGAAACCAAGAUAUGAGAUUAGAUGGCGAGUGAUUGAGUCCAUCAGCCCAGAUGGCCAUGAGUAUAUAUACGUAGACCCAAUGCAAUUGCCCUAUGACUCACGAUGGGAAUUUCCAAGAGAUGGCCUUGUUCUUGGUCGAAUACUUGGAUCUGGUGCCUUUGGAAAGGUAGUAGAAGGAGCUGCAUAUGGACUUAGCCGAUCACAGCCUGUGGUGAAAGUUGCUGUGAAAAUGCUUAAACCCACUGCCAGGUCCAGUGAGAAACAAGCUCUAAUGUCUGAACUGAAAAUCAUGACUCAUCUUGGACCUCAUUUAAACAUAGUGAACUUGUUAGCAGCAUGUACCAAGUCAGGACCUAUUUACAUAAUUACUGAAUAUUGCUUUUAUGGGGACCUGGUGAAUCAUCUGCAUAAAAACCGGGAUAGCUUUCAGAGUCGACAUCCAGAGAAGCUAAAGAAAGAUCUCGACAUCUUUGGCCUGAACCCAGUUGAUGAGAGCACCCGAAGGUAUGAAAACUAUGUAAUUUUAUCUUUUGAAAAUAAUGGUGAUUAUAUGGACAUGAAGCAAGUUGACAAUACCCAGUAUGUUCCAAUGCAUGAGAUGAACGAGGUGUCUAAGUAUUCUGAUAUUCAGAGGUCCUGGUAUGAUCGUCCAGCGUCUUACAAAAAGAGGCCCAUGUCAGAGGUAAAAAACCUUUUCUCAGAUGAGGGGUCUGAGGGUUUGACAAUGCUGGAUUUGCUAAGUUUUACCUACCAGGUUGCCAGAGGCAUGGAGUUCCUAGCUUCGAAAAAUUGUGUGCACCGUGACUUGGCAGCUCGAAAUGUUCUGCUGGCACAAGGAAAAAUAGUCAAGAUCUGUGACUUUGGUCUGGCCAGAGACAUCAUGCAUGACUCUAAUUAUGUUUCAAAGGGCAGCACUUUUCUUCCUGUAAAAUGGAUGGCACCAGAAAGCAUCUUUGAUAACCUCUACACAACCCUGAGUGACGUGUGGUCGUUUGGCAUUCUUCUUUGGGAAAUAUUUUCUCUUGGUGGAACACCAUACCCAGGGAUGGUCGUGGAUUCUUCAUUUUAUAACAAGAUCAAAAGUGGCUACAGAAUGGCAAAACCAGAGUAUGCUACCCAUGAAGUGUAUGACAUUAUGGUGAAAUGCUGGAACAGCGAGCCAGAGAAGAGACCUUCCUUCUACCAUCUGAGUGAAAUUGUUGAAAGUCUUCUACCUGCAGAGUAUAAAACGUGCUUUGAGAAGAUUCUCCAUGACUUCCUGAAAAGUGACCAUCCAGCUGUAACUCGUAUGGGUUGCGAAACUGACAAUUCCUACAUUGGGGUGACUUACAAGAAUGAGAACAAAAUGAAGGACAGAGAGAAUGUAUUUGAUGAACAAAGACUCAGUGCCGAUAGUGGUUACAUCAUCCCUCUUCCAGAUAUUGAUCCUGUAUCAGACGAUGAGUCAGGCAAGAGAAACAGACACAGUUCUCAAACAUCUGAAGAAAGUGCAAUUGAGACUGGAUCCAGCAGCUCGACUAUUGUCAAGAGAGAUGAUGAGACCAUUGAAGACAUUGAAAUGAUGGACGACAUUGGAAUAGAUUCUUCAGAUCUAGUUGAGGACAGUUUCCUCUAGAAUGCGUAUAUGAGCAUUCUUUCCCCUAAUCAUUCCAUGGAAAUAACAGGAGCAAGAGACAUGACAUCCAGGGAUUUCUAUUUUUUUACUCAGAAGACCACUUUAUUGCAAUGGACAAUAUGACAAGGAACUGUUAGCCUUGCCAACCACAUGGUACUUUCUCGGAAAUUUGUAUGCACCUAAAAAACAAGUAGGAACUGGAACCAAUGGC